GUGAAAUUAAAACAAUGCCCCAAAUCAAUUUGUUCUUCUUCUUUAAAACACACGCACACACACACACACAAAAUCACACACAACUCACACAUCACACGCCUCCCUGCUGCCCUCUCCCUUCUCCGGCGGUGGAAGCCGCCGCCCCCUGACGCCCUCGCUCUCUCUCUUCUUCUCCCUCUCUCUCGUCUCUCACACGACAGCACACACAAUCAGGCGCCCUCUCUUCCCCCAACCUUAGAUCCCCAAUCCCAGCCACCGCCCCUUCAAAUCUCCGGCGACUGCACAACCAUAGGCUGCCGCCGCCGAGCUCCAGAUCUCCCUGAUUUCAGGCACUCUAAUCGCGGCUCUUGGCCUCGAUUCCCGACGACCAGCAGCUAAUUGCCGCCGUCGUCGCCACCCUGCCUCCCUCCAUCUCCCUAUUUCUCCUUCUCCCUCUGUAAAACCCAAGAUCCCCAAUCUCCACCACGGCCGACAACAGCAGCUCGAAGCCACAGCAUAAAUCUCCAAGAACCUUGCAGAAGGAUAAUUUGAUUUAAAGUCAAAAUGGAGAUCGAUAAGGCCAUAAGAGAAAGUGAUGAUACAAGGUUGAAGACAAAGUACAACAAUGCCGUCUACGUAAUCCAAAGAGCUCUUGCUCUUUACUCUGUUGAAGAGGUUGCCUUCAGCUUCAAUGGUGGAAAAGAUUCAACUGUUUUGUUGCACCUUCUUAGGGCAGGCCAUUAUUUGCACAAGGUUGGAAAGAAUCCGUCCGCUGCAGAUACUGAAAUAACAUUUCCAAUACGGACCAUUUAUUUUGAGAGUUCUUCGGCUUUCCCUGAAAUCAACUCAUUCACUUAUGACAUAGCAUCUAUUUAUAACUUGCAGAUGGACAUCAUUCGCCUAGAUUUCAAGUCAGGCUUGGAGGGCCUUUUAAAAGCACAUCCUAUUAGAGCUAUUUUUCUAGGUGUUCGAAUUGGUGAUCCAACUGCUGUUGGGCAAGAGCAAUUCUCGCCGAGUUCACCUGGAUGGCCGCCUUUCAUGAGAGUGAAUCCCAUCUUGGAUUGGUCAUACAGAGACGUUUGGGCCUUUCUCUUGACUUGCAAGGUUCAAUACUGCAGCCUAUAUGAUCAAGGUUACACUUCAAUUGGUAGCAUUCACGAUACAGUUCCUAAUGCACUAUUGUGCCAUAGCAAGACAAAAGGUAACGAACAGAAUUACAAACCUGCAUAUCUGCUUUCCGACGGAAGAUUGGAAAGAGCAGGGAGGGUUAAAAAGGGCACUUUUAAGCCAUCACCUGCUGCUAGUAAUGGCUUUAAGCAUGAUGACUCACAUUUGAAAAGAAAUUUUACCGCCUCGGUUAUUGCUGUGGGAGAUGAAAUUCUGUUUGGCACUGUCGAGGAUCGGAUGAGGUCCAUACUGUGUAGAAAGCUCCACUCUGUUGGGUGGGCUGUUUCACAUAUUUCUGUUACCCGAAAUGAUAUUGAUUCUGUAGCAGAUGAAGUUGAGCGGCUAAAGUCGACAAGUGAUAUGGUUUUCAUAUAUGGAGGGGUCGGCCCACUGCCCUCAGAUCUUACUGUAGCUGGUGUUGCUAAAGCAUUCAGUGUCCGGAUGGCCCCUGACGAAGAAUUUGAAGAAUAUUUGAGGCAUAUACUAGGUGAAAGGUGCACGGGAGAUAGGAACGAGAUGGCACAGUUGCCCGAAGGCAUCACCGAGCUGCUGCAUCACGAGAAACUGAGAGUCCCUUUGAUUAAGUGCCAAAAUGUGAUAAUUCUUACUGCGACGAAUGCCUCUGAGCUGGAAAAUGAGUGGGAUUGCUUGAUCGAGCUGAUGCCAUCUGACGGACUUCUAGUAAUCACCGAACCAUUUGUUUCAAAGAAACUGGCAACAACACUUUCCGAUUUAGAUGCUGCUCAGCCUCUGUCUGAAAUCUGCUGUAAAUUUCCUGACCUCCACAUUGGGGCGUAUCGCGAAUCAAGAGGAGGCUCUUUGAUCAUAACAGUCAAAGGAAAGGAUAUAUCAAGAAUUUCAACAGCUGCUGAUGCAUUAUGCAACAAGUUUGGUUGUAAGGAAAUUGAAUGACUUCCAAAUGUUGUGGAGAAUUACACUUUCCUCCCCUGGAGUUUCAGAAUUAUGAAAAUCCUCCCCACAUUUGACAUCUGCUGUAUUCUGUUGACCUUGGCAUCUAAGGAUUUGCUUUUGAUAUCUAAUACUUGAUCUAAUGAAUACAGUUGCCGUUUCAACAGCCAUACUUGAGGGAUUUAUUGUAAUUUAAUCAAGUCUUUUACGCUCUAAA
This is a messenger RNA of Salvia miltiorrhiza (redroot sage), 2272 nucleotides long. RefSeq lists its product as uncharacterized. The record is from RefSeq and is a predicted model, not a curated record. NCBI's taxonomy places the organism in Eukaryota, Viridiplantae, Streptophyta, Magnoliopsida, Lamiales, Lamiaceae. The transcript has 17 exons. The coding region runs from base 544 to 2058 and encodes 504 amino acids. Gene Ontology annotation, biological process: FAD biosynthetic process. Gene Ontology annotation, molecular function: FMN adenylyltransferase activity.